Angiostrongylus costaricensis is the source of this 1176-nucleotide messenger RNA. The record is from the annotation of a GenBank genome assembly. Lineage: Eukaryota; Metazoa; Nematoda; Chromadorea; Rhabditida; Metastrongylidae.
AUGUCACCACGUUCGGUGGCCCUUGUGGCUACAAGUCUGGGAUGCCUUGCCCUAGUCGCUUGUCUGCUAUCUUUUCCAAUGAUCCUCACCGAGAUUAGCAACAUUCACGCCGAACUCGACGCCGAAAUCGAGUCGUGGAAGCUGGAAACGGAUAUUCUGUGGAAGGACAUGAACAAAUACGGCCGCAUUCGUCGUCAAGCAUAUAGCUACGCCGCUCCUCUCACACGUGCAAGCUUCUCCGGUCCACAGGUAAGUGUCACGACGCCUGGAAGGCCACGGCCUAAUGUUUUGCAACGAAUCAGUACGUUUCAGAGUCCCAAAGUAUUUGGAGACCAGAAUAUCAGAAGACCAUCUCACCGCUUUGCUGCAGGCGGUCAUAGUCCAGAUAGCGUUGGUGUUGCAUCCAGUCUUAGUAGCAGCAGUAAUAAUGGAAAUAGUAACCACAUUAGCAACAGCAAUGUAUUCCCACUGACUGAUGGAGCACCUUCCAAUGGCAAAAAUGUUGAACAUUCUAUCAUUCCAGUUCAACCUAAUGAAAACUGCAACUGUAAUCUCGAAAACACAUGUCCAGCAGGACCGCCUGGUCCAAAGGGUGUUCCUGGUUUCGAAGGACCAGACGGAAUUCCAGGAAUCCCCGGAAUCGAUGGAAAGGACGCCGAAGAUGCCAAAGCGCUGACACAGCAGUAUGAUGGAUGUUUCAACUGCCCACAGGGGCCUCCCGGACUUCCUGGACCCACUGGGAAACCUGGAGCCCGUGGUAUGCGUGGAGCACGUGGUCAGGCUGCGAUGCCGGGUCGUGAUGGGCAACCUGGCUUCCCUGGAACCCUCGGUGGUGUCGGAGCUCCAGGACCAGUUGGCGAAGAAGGACCUCAAGGAGAACCUGGCGAGGAUGUAGAGCAUCAGAUUGGACUUCCUGGUGCUAAGGGAGAGCAGGGACCACCUGGAGAGCCAGGAGAUCAGGGACUUCAGGGAGACACUGGCGCCCCUGGACAACCCGGUCCCACUGGAGUCCGUGGUCCACAGGGAGAGAAGGGAGAUGAUGGAGCCUUUGGACCUGCCGGAGAACCAGGAGAGGAGGGCGAGCCCGGAAAGGAUGCCGAGUAUUGCCCAUGCCCUAAGCGCAAUGCUGCCCAGAUUGCACAAGCUGGUGAAUACCGUGAAUACCGCCGUAUCUGA